This is a messenger RNA of Orbilia oligospora ATCC 24927, 1758 nucleotides long. RefSeq lists its product as uncharacterized. NCBI's taxonomy places the organism in Eukaryota, Fungi, Ascomycota, Orbiliomycetes, Orbiliales, Orbiliaceae. The coding region runs from base 1 to 1758 and encodes 585 amino acids. The transcript has 2 exons. The record is from RefSeq and is a predicted model, not a curated record.
AUGGUCUCUGCAAAGCUUCUUUCACUGUCUUCAUUGGCAGUGGGAUUGUUCAGUUUGCCAGCACAGGCACUCUUGACGAAGAAUGGUAAUGUCAAUCUCGGAAAGGCAGAGAAAAUGCUGCCGACCCGAGCCGAGCACCUCUUCCCACAUUUGAAGAAGCGGGCGGAUGACCUGUCCAAGUUGGAUCUCCAAGACGAGAUGCAGCUCACAUGGACCUACCCAAAUAAGGACGGCUCCAUGACUGUGGCUGAUAUGAAGCUCAAGAAGCCAGAGGCUGACCAUCCUCUUCUUGCUUUGGAGUCUUUCGAUGACCUUACCUCCUCCAUCAAAUGCGAGGAUUCUAACAAGCAGAUCUCUGUGGCUUUCAAAUCUUCUGAGGCCAUGGAACGUGCUAUUGAAAACUGGGAUUACGUCAACCAAAACAAAUCCGACUUUUUCUACUUGAUCGCCAACCAUGUCGGCUGUGGCCCAGAUGCUGAACGCCACCCAUACAAAGUCGUUGGUGUCGAUUUCAACGAAGCUGCUCUGACUACUACCUUCUCUACUCAAGCUACCUCCUGGAACGAAACCGCUGCCAGCUAUGACAUGAAGCUUGGCACCCGCAGUAUUGCAGAACUCCCAAGAGAGCUCGUGAAGCGUGAUACUGCCGACACUAUCAUCAAGACUAUUUUCACUUUGUUCCGACACACCCCUAGCGGUAUGCUCCUCGAAAGCGCUGCAGAACUCCUCGCUGGUGGUACUUUCAAUAUCGACCUUAGUACUGGCGACAAAGAAAACGAAAUCCUCCUUUGGCGAUCAUUUGAAAGCGACAAAGUUCGUGUCGAAUCUAAGUGUGUUGGCUGUUACACUACUGGUACUAUCCAGUGGGAUACUGAAUACAGCAUGGAAAACGGUCUCAUUGGUGAGGUUGUCGCUCGUGGUACUCCUAAGGGACUCGGCGGUAAAAUCAAGAUUACCACCGAUAUUGAAGCCGAUCUCGACGAGGGUUACGAAAUCGAAAAGUUGAUCGCAAUCCCCGGUGCUAGUAGCCCCAUUACCAUCAGCGAUGUUCUUUCCGUCGGUUGGACUAUUGAAGUUGGCCCUGGAUUCGAGCUAGGCCUUAAGGCACAGGGUGGUUUCAGUGUCGGAUUCGAAUGGGGUAUCCCUGACACUGCCAGUGUUGAAGUCCACUCUCUCGCAAUCACCGAGUCAAAGUCUUCCGGCUUUGAGGGUGCAACAUUUACACCAAGCUUCUCCCUUGAUAAGCUCUACGCCGAAGGAUCUGCUGCUCUUUAUGCUAAGGCUAGACUCACCCUCGGUCUUGUCAUCGCUGGAAAGAGCGUUGGUGUCCGCACUGAUUUCAAGGCAUCUAACAAGGCUAUCAUUCAAGCUGGUCUCCUUCCCGAUGAUGCCUGCCCCGGUCAAGACGACCUUGAGUCGCUUCGAUCUGGUGGUCUUAAGGUCGGUCUCGUUGAUGAGUUCGAGAUCACUGUAGCUGCUGGUGUUGAGGAUACUAGUUUUGACAUUCCAUUCAAGCUCUGGAGCCACGAGGUCCCAAUUGCCGGGCACUGUUUCGCCGCUCCUAUUCUGCCUCCCGCUGAUCUUCAGAAGUUGGUUCCAGAGGGUGCUACUAAGGCCAAUCCUGAGGAGAAAGCCAAAGUUGAAUUGCCUCCAGCUGCUCUUCCUGAGGGCUAUCUGGAGGUCACCAGCCAACCAGAUGUACCAGCAACCGAAGAGCCAGAGGCCAACACAGCGGAAAUCCCUGCUGAAGAAGAAUAG